AAAAACAUUGGACUUCCAGCAGCUAAAUCCUUCUGAGGAUUCAGAAGCCCACGAAGCUAGGUACAAAAGCAUUCUUUUUCCCUUCAGAAGAUUCCACAGGUUUCAAGUUUAAGCUGUGAAGUGCAAACAACGAUCCAACAUUCAGUGCAGAUCACGCGCUGCGAGAAGAGGAGAUGUGUUUUCUGACCAAGCAUCCAGCUCUUGGGGUGGUAUGUUCUGCUUUCAUAUUCAGCGUGCUCAUUGCUGAAGGACAGCCUGGGGAAGAGCAUGGGCAGGAUGGCAGCUAUGCUCCCAGCCGAGGCUAUCUGAUGGAAGUUUUACGCGUUCUUUCAGCUGACAACACUGAGCUCCACAUGAACCACUCACGAGAACUGGUCAAAAUGUUACUGGAGAGAGCUGAGUGCCCACAGCGGAUUUAUGGCAUGCAAGAGGAUUGUAAUCUGUGCCUUGAACCAGAUGCUUUGUUACUAAUAGCUGGUGGAGAUUUAGAAGACCAUCUCAGUGAGGAAGUAUUUGAGCGAAUUUCUGUUGUUCUCCUCUACUACAUUCUUCAUCAUAACGAUGUCUGUUCUUCAGAACUUGGCUUGAAUAAUAAGGAUUAUAAAUUUUACCUACAGAGUAUGCUCAGUUUAAGACAGGAUGAAGACUGUUACUAUUUUUCACAGAAUGAAACUGAAGAUAUUUUGGCUGCUGUAAGGCAACAUUUUAAAACUUCUGAAACCCAGUGUGUUGAUGUGAGUACACUGGAGAAAAAUGCUGAUAUAAUGGACAGAGAUGGUGCGGAUGAAAACACUCUUCCACGCCUGGCUGCUUUAAUCAUUACUCUGGCUCUCCAAGGAGUCUGUAUGGGGAAAGCAAGUUUGCCCUCCCCAGAAUUCUUUAUAAAAUAUAUUUUCAGUUCUCUAAACAGCAGCACUGAGCUCCAAGUGACAGAACUAGAACAACUACUAAAUGUGCUUACAGCCAAAAAGACCUGCACUGUAAAUGGACAAUUCCACAGUCACAAAAGAAGACGUUAUAGUGUGGCAAUCAGAGACACUGGAACCAGGAAUAUUUCAGUCACAGGAAACCAUACAAGAGGAGGCUAUCUGAAAGGUUAUUUUGAAGAUCAUGAAAAGAACAGAGACUGGGACCAGGUUUGUUUCUCUGCCAAUGAACUUGUGAAGAUAUUUUUUAAAAACAGUUCUUCCUCCAUUUCUAAGGACCACUUCAAGCAAAUCAGUCCAGCUAUCAUUCAGCAACUAUUAAGUUGUUCAUGUCAGCUUGCUGACCACAAGCAGAUAAAGCUUCCACCAACACCUUUGGAAAAAUAUGGUUACAGCACUGUUGCUGUUUUACUUAUUACUAUUGGAUCUAUGUUUGGUACAACCCUCAUUUUAUUUAACUCCUGUCAAGAAAUCUAUACACUCAUUUUACAGCUGUUUGUCGGUUUGGCAGUUGGGACCCUUUCCGGAGAUGCAUUACUACACCUUAUUCCUCAGACUCUUGGUUUACAUAAACAUGAAGCACAAGAGAUAGAGCAUUUCUAUGAGGGGAAAGAAUAUAUUUGGAAACUUUUGGGAAUAAUUGGAGGAAUUCACGGAUUUUUUCUGAUAGAAAAGUGUUUCUUUCUUUUGGUAACACCACAUGGUCAGAGAAGCCCAGAAGAUUCUGAGUCUGCUGAAGUUCCUCCAGAGAGUAAGGUGAUCAGCAAAAAAAGUAGGAAAAUUAGCUUGUUAGCAAUAAUGGUUCUAGUGGGUGACAGUCUUCACAAUUUUGCUGAUGGCUUGGUGAUAGGAGCAGCAUUCUCGUCCUCGACAGAAACAGGUGUGACAACGACUGUCGCUAUUUUAUGCCAUGAAAUUCCUCAUGAAAUGGGAGAUUUUGCUGUGCUACUAAGUACAGGGCUCCCCACGAAGAUUGCAGUAUUGAUGAAUUUUAUAAGUGCGCUAACAGCAUUCUUAGGACUUUAUAUCGGCCUUUCUGUAUCAACCGACCCAUGCAUCCAAAACUGGAUUUUUACUGUUACAGCUGGGAUGUUCUUGUAUUUGUCUUUAGCAGAAAUGCUUCCUGAAAUGACUCACAUUCAGACACAGCGACCCUGGUUGAUGUUUCUCCUACAGAACCUCGGAUUACUAUUAGGCUGGCUUUGCCUCUUACUUUUGGCUGUAUAUGAACAGAAAAUCAAAAUAUAAGUUUCUGUUGGAAGUCUUGAAGUACCACUUAUGACAGUGGAUAGCAUUAUUCAAAAUUUUUUCAUGUCUGUUAUAGUGAUAUAUAAAUUCAGUUGCUGGGAUUUUUAUAUCUGAAGAGUAGAUAACUAUUUCACUUUAUUAACUUAUUGUUCAGAUUUUGUAAUAUUUUUUGUAAACACAAAUGUUUAGAAUUAUGUUUUGUUUGUUACUGAGUUUACCAGAUCCCAUGCUCAAACUCACAGGAGCUUUUGAUUAGUUUUUAUUGAGACUGUUCUAGCUGAAUGCUCUAAGUGAUCUCUGCCAGUCUGAUUGAAGAAAAGAAUAAAACACUUUUAUAUGCAAUAAUUAAAGUGGACUAACCAGAGCUGAAUAAUUUGAAGCAGAAAUGUUUUUGCCUCUUAGUACAAAGAAUAAAUGUAUUUCUAUAAAACUAAAAAGUACAGCAAAACUAAACUGUUAAAUGGCGUACAG
Messenger RNA from Leptosomus discolor (cuckoo roller), 2645 nucleotides. RefSeq names its product solute carrier family 39 member 12 (gene SLC39A12). Gene Ontology annotation, cellular component: plasma membrane. Gene Ontology annotation, biological process: intracellular monoatomic cation homeostasis; zinc ion import across plasma membrane. The record is from RefSeq and is a predicted model, not a curated record. Gene Ontology annotation, molecular function: monoatomic cation:bicarbonate symporter activity; zinc ion transmembrane transporter activity. NCBI's taxonomy places the organism in Eukaryota, Metazoa, Chordata, Aves, Leptosomiformes, Leptosomidae.